Messenger RNA from Aspergillus chevalieri, 1548 nucleotides. It is a transcript of the gene FCY2, whose product is annotated as cytosine permease. Gene Ontology annotation, molecular function: transmembrane transporter activity. Gene Ontology annotation, cellular component: plasma membrane; fungal-type vacuole membrane. The record is from RefSeq and is a predicted model, not a curated record. Gene Ontology annotation, biological process: transmembrane transport. Lineage: Eukaryota; Fungi; Ascomycota; Eurotiomycetes; Eurotiales; Aspergillaceae. The coding region runs from base 1 to 1548 and encodes 515 amino acids. The transcript has 3 exons.
AUGUUAGGUGGUGCCGACCACGACCUCGAAAAAGCCCCUGAAGUGGGCAAUGUCCCUGUCGACGGUAACAGCGACGGUGCAGUGCCCGGGGAGAGCUUCGCAUAUGGCGAUUCGUGGUACGCAAGGAUACAGCGGUUGGCGGGGAAGCUCAACAUUGAGCAGCGCGGUAUCGAGCGAGUACCGGAAAGUGAACAAACAGAUACCUCAUACUUCAACAUUAGCAGCAUGUGGCUCGCGGCCAACAUGGUGGUUAGUUCGUUCGCUAUCGGUGUCCUCGGAAAGUCGCUUUAUGGACUUGGUUUCGUCGAUGCCCUCCUCGUCGAUCUUUUCUUCAAUCUACUGGGUAUCAUGACCGUCUGUUGGUUUUCGUGCUUUGGACCUCCGUUUGGAUUGCGACAGAUGGUGUUGUCAAGGUUUUGGUUUGGCUGGUAUGGAACAAAAUUCAUCGCUAUCCUCAACGUCCUGGCCUGUGUGGGAUGGUCUGCCGCCAACGCCAUCGUGGGUGCCCAGUUCAUCGUCGCAGUAAACUCCGACGUACCUGGUUUCGCCGGUAUCCUCAUCAUCGCCAUUUGCACCCUCCUCAUCACAUUCGCCGGAUACAAGGUAGUUCACGCAUACGAGUACUGGAGCUGGAUCCCAACCUUCAUCGUGUUCAUGAUCGUCUUCGGAACCUUUGCUCACUCAGGCGACUUCAAAAACCUACCCAUGGGAGUUGGAAGAUCGGAACUGGGUAGUUGUCUCUCCUUUGGCUCAACUGUGUACGGCUUCGCAACUGGUUGGACCAGCUACGCCGCCGAUUACACAGUAUACCAGCCCAAGAACCGCAGCCGUCGUAAGGUAUUCUUCUCCGCUUGGUUGGGUCUCCUCCCUCCUCUCUUGUUCACCCAGAUGCUGGCGAUUGCGAUCAUGACGGCCACGGAGAUCAACGGUGGAGACAACAAGUACCAGCUAGGAUAUGCGGCGUCAGGUAACGGGGGUUUGCUCAGCGCUGUUCUCGCGCCGCUUGGCAGAUUCGGUGACUUCUGUUUGAUCAUUCUCGCCCUCUCGAUUAUCGCCAACAACUGCCCGAACAUUUAUUCCGUCUCUUUGACACUCCAAGUUCUGAGUCGUUUCACUCAACGCGUGCCUCGAUUCAUCUGGGUGUUCCUGGGCUCCUGUGCUUCCAUCGCCAUCGGUAUACCCGGAUACUCGCACUUCGAAAGUGUCCUGGAGAACUUCAUGAACUUCAUCGCGUAUUGGCUCGCCAUAUACUCAGGUAUCGCUGUUUCUGAUCACUUUAUCUUCAAGCGUGGUUUUGGUGGGUAUCGUCCGGAGAUCUAUGAGGAUCGCCACAAGCUGCCCGUUGGUAUUGCUGCUGCCCUCGCUUUCGGGUUUGGAAUCGCGGGUAUGAUCACUGGUAUGAGUCAAACGUGGUAUACUGGACCUAUUGCCAUUCAUGCAGGCGUUGCGCCAAGUGGUGCUGAUAUCGGCUUUGAACUGGCGUUUGCCUUUGCGGCAGUCAGUUAUUGUUUGUUGAGACCUAUCGAGUUGAAGGUGCUUGGUAGGUAA